This is a messenger RNA of Cladophialophora immunda, 2485 nucleotides long. RefSeq lists its product as uncharacterized. Gene Ontology annotation, molecular function: protein binding. The transcript is spliced from 2 exons. The annotation marks the transcript as partial. Lineage: Eukaryota; Fungi; Ascomycota; Eurotiomycetes; Chaetothyriales; Herpotrichiellaceae. The record is from RefSeq and is a predicted model, not a curated record.
ACCACUUCUUCUGCUUCCCUUCGUCCUUACCAAAUUGAACAAGAGAAAUGGAUGACCAAAUAUCGAGAUACGAAAAAGCGUUAACGAAGAUCCACAGCCUCACCUCCAAUGACAAAGCGCCGCAGCCUUUUCAUUUCGAUCCCAACCUGUUUCCUCACGUCCAAGAUGCGAAAGAACAAGGAGAUAUACUGCAAGAAAAGUCACGUCUACAUAACGAAUGUCGAAGCUAUCUUGUUGCACUACCUUCUCUAAAAAUCAGAGGCACUUUCCACGUCGUCUCUAUCUUUCAUUUCUAUUCGUCUGAUGUACACAUCAAAUACGGUGACUGCUAUCCCGAAGGCUAUGAUGAUCCCCACAACAAGAUUCUCUGGAAGGAUGAAGCUCUUGCCCACGCUGACAAAUACGCGGUGAAUUGGCAGCCAACGUCAUGGGCAGCUUUUGGAGUCGUCUACUUGGUGGGUGAUGACGGCCUGCCUCUCAAUCAACAUGUAUUUGUUGGUCAGACUGUUGAACCACAAAAUGUGGCAUCUGUGGAAGACUGGGAUACCGCUGUGGUUCAUGUCGGCACAACUGCGAUCGAAGGAAAGGAAAUACAAGCACGUGCACCGAGUCGGGUCCAAUAUGCGUGCUUCGCAUGUUCCAAAUGUGCCGGGCCCAUCAAUGAUCAAGUAUGCGACAUCUGCCACCACCGCUUCCCCUAUCCUCAACACAGCUGCCCACGCCAGCCACUACCUCCGAAGAUUUCGAAAGCUUUUGCCGAGUUGGGCUGGGCCUGGGCCGUGCGUACGCAAUACCAUUACUCCGGACCCCUUCGCAAGAAUCACACAGAAUACGUGUAUGCGGUGUUGCAAUACAAAUAUUGCAGGAGUCCCGAGGCAGGUGCAGAACUCGUACAUCAAUUCGUCUUUCGAGAUGAUACCCGUGGAGCUUAUCAUGUUGUCGCCGAAGUUGUUGCGAAUCUAGUUGAGGAAGGGCUUCUUGGAUCAUUUUCAGAUAUUGAAAUGAAGCGGAGAAUCUUGUGGACUGCACUCUAUCUGAAGCUAUCUGAGUUACAUACAGAUUCAGAUGUACCUGGGUUUUCUCUCUAUCUGAAUCGGCUGGUGAGAACCGAGCAAUGCGACAUCAACUUUUCGGCCACGGACAACUUGGCCAUUUCAAGGGAGCUGUUGCGUGCAUAUGGUGGAGGCAGCAGCAAGACCGCAGUGCGCACGAUGGAUUCCUUCAGACGUACCGAUCGACCUCUACAGAGUUUUCUCCAACAGCUGGUUGUCGAGAUUACCCCAGCAGAGAUUAAUAAGAUAUAUAAUACUCAAGAGACGGGUUCAAGCUACGACACCCUACUGUCGGCAGCUGUUCGGCUUGCGGGUUUGGACGAGCUGGAUGGACUUGUCACAAGCUUAUGUGAGAAAGGAGCAUAUCCAGAUCUCUCGUGGCCUGGUAUGAGCCCACCCAUUCAGCACACUAUCCUUCGCGACUCAAUUUCCACCGCUCAAAGACUUGUUACACAUGGGGCAAGCUUGAUGUUGCCUAUUUACGGUGACUAUGUGACAUAUCCACUCCAUCUGGCCGCCGAACUGGGACGCCAUCAUUUUGUCAAGUUCUUCCUGACCGAGUCAAAGGUCAGAAGUAUGGUAGACAGACUCGAUGGAAAUGGAGAGACCGCUCUCAUUACAGCAAUCAAAUCAUGGCCGUCGGCAGAUGCAACUCGCAAAGAUGAUUACCUGAUGGUCAUCCGUCACCUUCUUGACGCCGGUGCUGAUCCCGACGUUGCCCUAUCAGAAGCGCAAUUCGACCCAGCAUUGUUUAAAUUACUCUGCGACUAUAACCCAAAGGCUGAGACGUGUACAGCUACUUUGGAAAAGCUACUCUGCCAAUAUACUGACAAUGUUGACGACCUUCGAGCUAUUAUCUCGCUUUUGUGCGGAUGUGGGGCCAAACUGCCAGUCUCUUGGCCGGCUGAACCACGCUUCUCUUGGGUCGAGCAGUUGUUGAGCGAACAGGACGAGGAGGCACUCCGAUCUGGCUGUGAUGACCUAAGGUCUCAGUUACCGGGAUUACGCAGUCAUACUAUUUGGCCUUAUUCAAACGUGCCACGACAAGUUCUGGACUACAUAAAGCGUCCAGAAACACUCACAACCAUUGAGUCUCUUUUCAACAAUUGGAAAGACUCAGGUUCGCGAGUUGUAGCGUUAGCGGCUGUAGGGGGUCAAGGCAAAAGUCAACUUGCCAUUUCCUACUGUUCAAAAUGGCGGAAAUCAUACCAAGGUUUUCUCUGGAUUGAUGCGAGCUCGAGAACUUCUGCGGAAUCGUCGGUAUCCCGUAUUGUGGCCGAAAUCGAUCAAUCUAUAUCAAAGAGGCUAUCAAAUCAUCACCAACGUGUUCACUUUAUUCAGAACACUUUCGAAGAUUUGAAAAGGCCGUGGAUGCUAGUGCUGGAUCAUUGGGAAGACAUUGAAGCUGUUGAUCUAGGAUUGCUCGAAGGUAA